UUCGCGAAGGGUGGGCACACGAGAAAGCAAAGAAAAACAUUAUCGAGAUUUCGUUUCCGAGACACGGAUUAAAAAUGAGCACUCUGAAUCGACCCAAAUCUCCGCGGACGCCAAAUUCUGGUAAAAACUUCGACAAAGAGGAAAGUUUUUGGGACAAAAUCGGUACCCUUGGACGUAAGAAGCGGAUCAAAGAAGUACAAGAGGUGCAAGAGGAAGGAAAAAUUGCCAUUGACUCUCCUGGAAACCCGAAUGCUCCAAUCGUUCCCCCGGAGGAGUACAAUCUCGAAGACAACGAAUCCCGUUCGAUCAUCCAGCCUGCCUCACUGCAGCAUCCGCACGUCCGUGAACUACUUCAGGUUCUGAUCGAUUGGAUCAAUGACGAAUUGGUGGAGGACCGUAUCAUCGUGACGGACAUCGAGGAGGAUCUGUACGAUGGACAGGUUUUGCAGAAGUUGUUCGAAAAGCUGACCGGAGUGAAACUGAACGUGCCGGAGGUCACUCAGUCAGCCGAAGGCCAACGACAAAAGUUGGCCAUCGUGCUGAAUGCUGUCAAUCAUACUUUGGGCUAUCAUCACAACAUCCCCAAAUGGACGGUCGAAAGCAUCCACACCAAGAACACGGUUUCUAUUCUGCAUUUGCUAGUCGCCCUGGUUCGUCAUUUUCGGGCCCCGAUUCGUCUGCCGGAGAAUGUUCAUGUCACCGUCGUAAUGGCCCAGAAAGUGAAUGGAAAAUUAACGAGCAAGAAAUUCCAGGAGCAGAUUACGCUACAGUACGACGAUGUUGGUAUGCGCUGCGAGCGGGAUGCCUUCGAUACACUGUUCGACCACGCACCAGAAAAAUUGGCCGUUGUUAAGAAGUCGCUCAUUACGUUUGUCAAUAAGCAUUUGAACAAGCUCAACUUCGAGGCCGCCGACCUCAGUUCGGACUUCAAGGAUGGUGUUUUCCUGUGCCUAUUGAUGGGACUGUUGGGAGGAUUCUUUGUUCCGUUGCACGAGUUCCACCUGACACCGAAGGAUACCGACCAGAUGGUACACAAUGUCGGGUUUGCGUUCGAGCUGAUGAUGGAUCAGGGACUGAAGCCGAAGGCGCGUCCAGAAGAUAUUGUUAAUAUGGACCUUAAAUCCACCCUUCGUGUUCUGUACACUUUAUUUACAAAAUAUCGAAACAUCUCCUGAAGUGGAGAUAUGACAGCGCAAAGAGAAAGUGCCUUGGCAGCUAGAAUGGCCAACUUUUUAACAAUAGUAAUUGUUAACAUAGGAAUCGUAACACAACGUACGCACGUAUUGAGCCGGUUGCAGUAGAAUGGCGGGCGAUAGUAGUAUUAACAUUAACUAACACACUAGUUGGAAAUUCGGAACAAGCAACCAAAUUUGCUUUCUACUCUGAAUCACUUUUUAGUCGUACUUGAAAAAAAAAAUACUUUAUUUACUCAUAAACGAUUGCCGGAGGCAAAUGUGUUUUGCUAAUAAUUUAUUUCAAGCACCUUUUACUUAACGUAGUACCAAAAAAAGGAAUAAACAAAUCUAACAGCGAAAGCAUUCACAGCAAUAUAGGGUAUUGAUAAAAGAAAUUGGCCUAUAGAACUCGCUUUCGACUGCCUUAUGUUUGUAACGUAAAUUUUACUAUGUUGGUCAGUGUCUAUUGAACACGCUCAGACUUCUCGAAGCAAGUUUUGCUUCGUUUCCCCAACUAUCAAACCAGAAG
Molecule: messenger RNA, 1704 nt
Organism: Wyeomyia smithii (pitcher-plant mosquito)
Lineage: Eukaryota; Metazoa; Arthropoda; Insecta; Diptera; Culicidae
Gene: parvin
Product: beta-parvin
Exons: 5
Coding region: 75-1175 (366 amino acids)
Biological process (GO): cell projection assembly; substrate adhesion-dependent cell spreading; establishment or maintenance of cell polarity
Cellular component (GO): cytoplasm; focal adhesion; actin cytoskeleton
Molecular function (GO): actin binding
Source: RefSeq, a predicted model, not a curated record